AUGACAACAGACAGUAGGAUGGUGAUUUCAGCCAAGGUGGUGGAUCACACUGGGGCAUGUUUGGGUGACCUGAGGCCAGAGAAGUGGGGCGGGGAUGGAGAGUGGGGCCUCGCGGUGUCUAAGGGUCAGGUCAAAACCCAGGAAGACCUUCUCUUCUGUUUAGUGACGUCACCGGUCAUUGAGCUGUUCUUAAAUACAGGGGAUCCGUGCACCGCCACCCCGUGUCCACCGCGGACUCAAGGGUCACCGGGCCCUUCUGUUCUGUCUCUUCCUGAUCUGGCGCCGGACAAGGGAGGCUCCCCGGAGAAAGUGAGUCAGAUUCUCCGGACAGAAGGAGGGUGCAGACGGGUCAACGGGCCAAGAGUGUAUUCUGCUGGGAGCCCACCUGGGGGCUCACAGAUCCCGCACAGGUGUAUCGCGAGCGGGAGCCUCAGGGGGCAGGAGGCGGGGCCUGGGGGAGCUGUCCAAUCUGAGGCCACAGGGGCCGCGUCAGGAUUACCCUCCAAUCAGACCGUGAAGGGCCGCAAGCCGUCCUAUCACGGCGCGGGGGCCGCAAUUAUAUCCCGGGAACCGUCCAAUCAGGCCCGGGGGCGGGCGCGAUCCCACCUCGUGGACGUGAAUCCGCGUUCCCCGCGGGCUCGGGCUCCUCUGCGCGGGGCUGGCACCCGCCUGGGGCCGCAGUGCCGAGUGGAGGACGCGUGGAGAGCCCGGAGCGGAGCCGCCAGAGGGAAAAGCACAGAUGAAAGAUAUUUGUUGGCCUGAAGCCAUCCUUACCCACUGAGACCAGCAUCACAUCUCUGUAGAGGUUCUUCUGCACAGAAUCCAGCAAAGACCACUCCUCCAAGGUGAAGUCCACAGCCACAUCCUCAAAGACCACUGAGUCCUGACAUAUACAAGUGUGUGGAGGAAGAAGGACUCUUCUUUUGCGACUCCGGCCAUACUCCCUGCAACAGUCAUG
Molecule: messenger RNA, 958 nt
Organism: Herpailurus yagouaroundi (jaguarundi)
Lineage: Eukaryota; Metazoa; Chordata; Mammalia; Carnivora; Felidae
Exons: 4
Coding region: 1-762 (253 amino acids)
Source: RefSeq, a predicted model, not a curated record